Messenger RNA from Armigeres subalbatus, 479 nucleotides. It is a transcript of the gene mRpL42, whose product is annotated as large ribosomal subunit protein mL42. Bases 38 to 427 code for a protein of 129 amino acids. Gene Ontology annotation, cellular component: mitochondrial large ribosomal subunit. Lineage: Eukaryota; Metazoa; Arthropoda; Insecta; Diptera; Culicidae. The transcript has a single exon. The record is from RefSeq and is a predicted model, not a curated record.
UGCGUCAAAAAUCUCAAAAGUCAACAAAAGUUGCAUCAUGUCGAUGUGCAGUCGCGUUUUUCGUCGGUGGAAUCAUUUUGUAACUUUAAAAAAGUAUGAAAAUGUCCAGGUGGCCAAAGGAAACCCUCAAAACCUGGUGCAGCGUGUUUCACCGGCGCUAGGAGGAAAAGUGUUCGUAGCCUGGCAUCCAGAGCCAACCUUUCCCUAUGAAUAUUCAAAACCGAUCGAAAUAACUCCGGUCAAAUCAAGUCCGUCGUUAGUGCGUGAUGACUUGGUCCAGUGCGGAGUUAGUCAACUGAGAGGCAAACACCCAGAAAUGGUACGUGAAGAGCUUUCCAAGAUCACCUUUACUACCAAACAUCGGUGGUUCCCGCGAGCCCGUGAUAAGAAAGCUAAAAAGACCCCAAUGGAUCGGCAGUAUCUUUAAUGGAAAUAUUCCGGCAUUAUUAUAUUAAAGACAAUUAAAGCACACAAAUGUA